GCAAGCAAGGCAAUAGCGGAUAUAGUUCGUACAACAUUAGGUCCAUGCUCAAUGCUAAAAAUGUUAUUAGAUCCUCUUGGAGGUAUUGUUAUUACUAAUGAUGGGAACUCUAUACUCAGAGAGGUAAAUAAUUAA
Molecule: messenger RNA, 135 nt
Organism: Eimeria maxima
Lineage: Eukaryota; Apicomplexa; Conoidasida; Eucoccidiorida; Eimeriidae
Product: T-complex protein 1 subunit gamma, related
Exons: 1
Biological process (GO): protein folding
Cellular component (GO): chaperonin-containing T-complex
Molecular function (GO): ATP binding; ATP-dependent protein folding chaperone; ATP hydrolysis activity
Source: RefSeq, a predicted model, not a curated record